AUGUAUGGUCCGGCAAAAAGCGAAUCUUCCAAACCUCGAUACUCCAAAUUGCGGGCAUCCUGCGACACAUGCUUCCUUGCAAAAGUGAAAUGCAGUAAAGCCCGGCCAAUAUGUUCACGAUGUCUUGUCUGCGGUGCUGAUUGCAAGUACUCGCCAUCUUCUCGAGCAGGCAAGCCCAAAUCCGAUGGCAGUCAUAGGCGGCAGUCAAAGGACGUGUCGAAACAGGAGGAGUCUGCAAUACAAUACCCAACACCUUCGAUGAGCAUCGAUGUCGAGCAGGCGAAUUCAUAUGGGAUGGACCAAGAAUGGUCGUCUAUCAUGGGAUCUCCGGAUACUUCGAUGCAUCACAGACAGUCGAUGUCCUCGAGUGCAGUUCCGGUUCCUGGAGACGAGGGAGGAUCAGAUCCAGAAUCUGGGGCCAACCAAGAUGUUUUCGACCCGGUAUUUUCAUGGACCAAUUCGCCAGGAACGGACAUGGCCUCUCCAUACCUCGACUCAAACACACAACAUCAACAUAUCUACCACCAACAAUCAAAAUCCUUAGUCAAUCCAUCCACUGCACAACCAUUGCUCGUUUCCUGGUACGACCAACCCGACUACUCUACCUCAGCAUCCGGUCCCGUCACAGGCCAUUCUAUGUACAUAUCUCAUAAUUCCGCGCUGCCCAGAAACCCGACCUGCAACUGCUUCAACACAUGCCUAUCAGCCCUCCAAGCGCUCCACAAUUCCGACGCCCUCACACCCUCCUCUCCCUUCGACAUCAUCCUAACUAUCAACCAGCGCGCCGUUGAAACCUGCUCAACCAUGCUCAACUGCCCAAUCUGCACCUCCAAAUCCGGAUCUAGUCUCCGAACCAUGCUCCUGGGUACCAUCCUGGGGCGUAUCAUAUCGAUCUACCAGGACGCAUCGAAGAACUACUUUGCGCUCACAUCCUCCUCUUCAUCCAGCCAAAAUGGCGGGCAGCAACUCCCACAACCUCCUCUGCCCCUCACGUUCGGGACGUAUCGCGUCGCGAAUGAAGAUGUCAGGUGGUUGCAGAUGGAGAUUAUUUUGCGGGAUCUGAAGAAGCUCCAGGAAUUGUUCGCGAAGUUUCAGGAGACGAGUUUGAUGAGUGAGAGUGAGGAGGAUGCGGGCAUGCAUGGGGCGGUGAGCAAUUAUUUGUGUCGGAGUUUGAACGUUACCUUUGAGUCGUUGAGGAAGCAGAGGAGUUUUACAGGGGCGCAAUAUUGA
Molecule: messenger RNA, 1230 nt
Organism: Cadophora gregata
Lineage: Eukaryota; Fungi; Ascomycota; Leotiomycetes; Helotiales; Ploettnerulaceae
Exons: 1
Coding region: 1-1230 (409 amino acids)
Biological process (GO): aflatoxin biosynthetic process; regulation of DNA-templated transcription
Cellular component (GO): nucleus
Molecular function (GO): DNA-binding transcription factor activity, RNA polymerase II-specific; zinc ion binding; DNA binding
Source: RefSeq, a predicted model, not a curated record